Messenger RNA from Paramecium pentaurelia, 1514 nucleotides. NCBI's taxonomy places the organism in Eukaryota, Ciliophora, Oligohymenophorea, Peniculida, Parameciidae. The record is from the annotation of a GenBank genome assembly.
AUGAAAAAAUUAAUACAGUAAAAAGGUCUCCUACCUGCUAAACCUUCACAAAAUGAUUUGUUGAAUGAAGCAAGACAAGCCUUUUUAAAAAAGUAGAGAACCUAAAAAGAAUAAGAACAAAUUCAAUAAUUUAUGUUAUCAUUAAGUUUCGUAUAAAAAUUGAAAGCUUAAUAUGGACCUCUUAUUGUUGCUGAUUUAUGUAAAAACAUAUCUUAUUUGAGAAUACCUGCUGGUAAUCCAAGUAAAUAUCUUAUUAAUUAUAGUCAUCUAAAUUAAUAAAGAAAACAGAACUUUUUAUGUAAUCUUAUCUGGCAAAGUAAGUAUUAGCAUAUAUGUUCAAAAAGGUUAAAGGAAAAGUUCUUUGAAAGUUAUAUAAAAUAAUAACAUUACUUAGCACACUAGUAUAUAAUAAAUUCAAUAAUCUUCAACAUAAGGUGCACUUCUAUCUUAACCAUCUUUAAAAGGAGAAGAAGAUUAAUUUAGUCUUCAAGAAAUUAAAACACUUGAAUAAGGUGAUUCUUUUGGUGAAUUAGCCUUAAUAAAAGAUAAUCUAAAAGCAACAGCAACAGUCACAACUAAAACAGAUUGUGAAUUUGGUUGUUUAACACGAAAACAAUAUAUAGACAUAUUAGGAAAAAUCAGUAAAGUUAUUAUUAUAUUAAGUUUAGAAUUUACAUCAUGAAAAAUUAGUUUUUUUAUAGACAAUUCCUCCUCUAAGAUUAUGGAAUGAUGAAGAUCUUAAAUAAUUAUCUUAUUAUUUGGUUUUGAAGCAUUAUGUAAGAAAUUAAGUAGCUGUUAAAGAAGGAGCAGAUAAUUCUUAAAUUUUUGUUGUUAAAUAUGGAGUAUUUCAUGUUGUAAAAUAAUAUCAAGGAUAAUAAUUAAUUUUAAGUGAACUUUAAGAAUCAGAAAUAUUUUAUUAACAUCCUACUGAAUUGAAAUAUUAAUUUACUCUUAGAUGUGCUUCAGAUGGAUCCAGUUUAUAUGAAUUCUCAUAAUAUGACUUUAAAAAAUAUGCAGAAAAUAAUAGCUUAGAAGAUUUCAUAAAUUUAGAAAAACAAAAAUAAAUUUGGAGAAUGAAAAAGUUUGAAGAAAGAGUAUAUGAUGUUAGAGAUGUACAUCAUUAAGAAUAAGAGCUUAUUGAAACUAAAAUAGAAUUUAAGAAAACUAUUAAAUUAUAUGAAGAUCUUAAUAUUAGAUGUAAAUCUGCUAAGAGAAAAAAGACUCCUGUUUAAACUGAAGAAAAUGCUUUUCAAAAAACUUAAAGAUAAGCUUAAUUGGCACUUAAGAAAAAUUAAAUCCUUAGAUUUGGGGAUGAUUCUAGUGAAAAUUCAUUCACACUUCCUGCUAUUAGAAGUACUUCAAGAAAAAAGAUUUACGUAGAUUUAAUUGAUACCGAAAAGAGCUUUGAAACACUUGAUUAAUACAAAAUUGGAGAUAGUGAAAAAUACUAAUUGUACUUUGAUCAUUCACAUCCUUGGAGGAAUUUAAAUCAAAAAAAACAAAUUUAUAAUUGA